AUGUUUCACCCCCUGGCAUGGCACAGGCAUGAUGACCUCAAGGAGAUGCUCGAUAGCAACAAGGAUUCGCUCAAGCUGGAGGCCAUGAAGAGGAUUGUGGCGAUGAUUGCCCGGGGGAAAAACGCCUCCGACCUCUUCCCAGCUGUGGUGAAAAACGUCGCCUGCAAGAACAUUGAGGUGAAGAAGCUGGUUUAUGUCUACCUGGUGCGCUACGCAGAGGAGCAGCAGGAUCUGGCCCUGCUGUCCAUCUCCACCUUCCAGCGAGGACUCAAGGACCCCAACCAGCUGAUCCGCGCCAGUGCCUUGCGGGUCCUCUCCAGCAUCCGCGUGCCCAUCAUUGUACCCAUCAUGAUGUUGGCCAUCAAGGAGGCCGCCUCGGACAUGUCCCCGUACGUGCGCAAGACGGCUGCCCACGCCAUCCCCAAGCUCUACAGCCUCGACUCAGACCAGAAGGACCAGCUCAUCGAAGUGAUCGAGAAGCUGCUGGCAGACAAGACUACGCUGGUGGCUGGCAGCGUGGUGAUGGCGUUCGAGGAGGUCUGUCCAGAGCGCAUCGACCUCAUCCACAAGAACUACCGCAAGCUCUGCAACCUGCUCAUCGACGUGGAGGAGUGGGGGCAGGUGGUCAUCAUCAACAUGCUGACCCGCUAUGCGCGCACCCAGUUCCUCAGCCCCAACCAGAACGAGUCCUUGCUGGAGGAGAGCGCCGAGAAGGCUUUCUAUGGCUCUGAAGAGGAGGACGCCAAGGAUGCCAAGGCAGAGACGACCUCGUUGGCCAAACGCAAGCCCUAUGUCAUGGACCCCGACCACCGCCUGCUCCUGCGCAACACCAAGCCCCUGCUGCAGAGCCGCAACGCCGCGGUGGUGAUGGCCGUGGCACAGCUCUACUUCCACCUGGCACCCAAGGCGGAGGUGGGCGUCAUCGCCAAGGCGCUGGUGCGGCUCUUGCGGAGUCACAGCGAGGUGCAGUAUGUCGUGCUGCAGAACGUGGCCACCAUGUCCAUCAAACGUCGGGGGAUGUUUGAGCCCUACCUGAAGAGCUUUUACAUCCGCUCCACAGAUCCCACUCAGAUCAAGAUCCUCAAGCUGGAGGUUCUCACCAACCUGGCCAACGAGACCAACAUCUCCACCAUCCUGCGGGAGUUCCAGACCUACAUUCGUAGCAUGGACAAGGACUUCGUGGCAGCCACCAUUCAAGCCAUCGGACGCUGUGCCACCAACAUCGGGAAGGUGCGGGACACCUGCCUUAACGGCCUGGUCCAGCUCCUCUCCAACCGUGAUGAGCUGGUGGUGGCCGAAUCUGUGGUGGUCAUCAAAAAGCUGCUGCAGAUGCAGCCGGCCCAGCACAGUGAGAUCAUCAAGCACAUGGCCAAGCUCACCGACAACAUCCAGGUGCCGAUGGCGCGGGCCAGCAUCUUGUGGCUCAUCGGCGAGUACUGUGAGCAUGUGCCCAAGAUUGCGCCCGAUGUGCUCCGCAAGAUGGCCAAGUCCUUCACCAACGAGGAGGACAUCGUCAAGUUGCAGGUCAUCAACCUGGCGGCUAAGCUCUACCUGACCAACUCCAAGCAGAGCAAGCUCCUGACCCAGUAUGUCCUCAACUUGGCCAAGUACGACCAGAACUACGACAUCCGCGAUCGGGCUCGCUUCAUCCGCCAGCUCAUCGUGCCCACCGAGAAGAGCGGGGCCCUCAACAAGUAUGCCAAGAAGCUCUUCUUGGCCCAAAAACCUGCCCCCAUCUUGGAGUCCUCCUUCAAAGAUCGAGACCAUUUCCAGCUGGGCUCUCUGUCCCACCUGCUCAAUGCCAAGGCUGUGGGCUACCAGGAGCUGCCCGAUUGGCCAGAUGAGGCCCCGGACCCCUCUGUGAGGAACGUGGAGGUUCCUGAGUGGACCAAGUGCACCAGCCGGGAGAAGAGGAAGGAGAAGGUGGAGAAACCUUUCUACUCCGACUCAGAGGGCGAGUCGGGGCCCACGGAGUCGGCGGACAGCGAGCCCGAGUCCGGCAGUGAGGAGAGCAGUAGCUCCAGCAGCUCUGGUAGCUCCAGCUCCGGCAGCGAGGAUGAGGAGGAAGAGGAGGAGGAAGGCAGCGGGGAGCAGUCAGAGGACAAGGAGGAGGAGGAGAAGAGGACGAAGAGGAAGGAGAAGGAAGGCUCCCGGAAGGAGGCCCUGGCGAGCGCCGGCAGCCCCAGUGAGGAAGAGGAAGAGGAGGAGGAAGUGAAGAAGGCCAAGAAGAAGGCACCACAGGGGAGGAAGAGCCAUGCUGAGACCUCCUCAGAGGAGGCCAGCGCCUCCGAAGGCAGCUCCUCGGGCUCUGACUCAGGCUCUGAGAUGGAGGUCAAGCAGAGGAAGCCCCCCAGCAGCAGGGCUGGCCCCAAGGAGAUCUCCCUGCUCGACCUAGAUGACU
Messenger RNA from Merops nubicus (carmine bee-eater), 2401 nucleotides. RefSeq names its product adaptor-related protein complex 3, beta 2 subunit (gene AP3B2). Gene Ontology annotation, cellular component: membrane coat; AP-3 adaptor complex. Gene Ontology annotation, biological process: anterograde synaptic vesicle transport; vesicle-mediated transport; intracellular protein transport. The annotation marks the transcript as partial. The record is from RefSeq and is a predicted model, not a curated record. The transcript has 20 exons. NCBI's taxonomy places the organism in Eukaryota, Metazoa, Chordata, Aves, Coraciiformes, Meropidae.